UUGAAGUGGGGACAAUUCCACGUGCGAUCGCAGGAAGCAAUGUUAUCAGUCACUUGCCAUUCAGUCUGAUAAAGCCACUAUCGGCGCGGUACUUUUCUCGCUAAUCUUGCAAAUGACCAAGUGUUUCGCGUCAUAACAGCUUCAGUCGCUAAUCGAUAUCUUCGCGAUAUCAAAAGACUUUAAGAUCGUACAUUCGCGGCACAUCUCUGUACAUGUUUGAUUCUUAUAAAUAUAUUCUCAUUUAUUCAAGAGGCAACAGGUAAAUAAGUAGUUUUUAGAUUUAGUGCACGGGCUAUUCCAUCUCAAGAAGACACGUAGAUGGGAAAAUCGACAAAUCUGCACGGAACGAAGAUACAGACUCAAAGAUAUAUAUAUUGCAAAACGACAAGACCAAGAUCGUGAUAAAGCAAGAUGCUCGCCAAGUUUCUCAUUGCUGAGAUUAUUGACUCGCGUUUGUUAUCGAAAUAUUGCGCGAAAUCGAUGGCGAAUUAUUCGACCGAACAGAGCGAAAUGAGGAAUAUCAAUAACGAGCUACAAAACGCACGGCCGUUCAAGGAUAUUCCCGGUCCGAGAGCGUUGCCCUUGAUUGGCAAUUGGUUCAGAUUCAUACCAUACAUAGGUGAAUACGGCACAUAUAUCGGCAAUUUAACAACGCAAUUUCGGAUGCUGCGUGAUCAAUACGGUGACAUCGUCAAACUGGACGGUUUAAUAGGCCGUCGAACGACCAUCUUAUUAUUCUCAUCGGAAUUAUGCGAAAAGAUGUAUCGGGUGGAAGGCGUGUGGCCGAUUCGGAUUAGCUUGGAGAGUAUGCAUCACUAUCGCGAGAGUAGAAGAAACAUCUACGACGGGCAGUACGGUCUUGGAACGAGCCAAGGCAAAGCGUGGUACGACUUUCGCUCGAAAAUCAAUCCACAUAUGAUGCAACCGCGAGCGAUCACGCCGCACGUCGCGCAAAUCAGCCAAAUGGCCGACGAAUUUGUGGAAAAGAUGCGUACGCUACGAGAUCCUGAAACCCUGGAGGUGCCUGGCGAUUUUAAAAACGAAUUGUACAAGUGGGCCUUAGAAUCAAUGGGUUCGAUCGCGCUGGAUUGUCGACUAGGGUGCUUAAAGUCUAAUCUCGCCGCCGACUCGGAGCCGCAAAUAAUGAUUAAUUGCGUGCAUAAAAUGUUCGAUCUUAUGUACCGCUUGGAUGUUCUGCCGUCUCUGUGGAGGCUGUACAAUACGCGGAAUCUCAAGAAGUUCUUCCAUGUGCUAGAUACGCUUAAUGGAAUUGCCAUUAAACAUAUCGAAGAGGCUGAGCUGAAGCUUGACGAAACGACGCUAAAUAAUGAUACGCAUAAUUGUAGUAUAUUGCAAAAGCUCUUGCGUCUUGACAAACAAGUGGCUCGCGUUAUGGCGCUCGAUAUGUUAACAGCCGGCAUUGAUACGACCGGUAACGUAGCUGGAAGCAUGCUGUAUUACAUCGCGAAUAAUCCGGAGAAGCAAGAGAAGCUGCGAGAAGAAGUAAUAUCUCUAUUACCGAAUAAAACGUCAUCUAUUACGGAUGAUGUUUUAAAACAAUUAAAGUACGUCAAGGCUUGCAUCAAAGAGUCCCUUCGACUGUUUCCUGUUUCUAUCGGCAAUCUCAGAACUAUGGCAACCGAUGUUUGCAUUGGAGGAUACAAGAUACCAGCGGGAAUUAAUGUCCUCGCCUGUCAUUCACUGAUGGCGAUGGAACCUACGCAGUUUCCGCUACCGCAAGAGUACAUUCCCGAGAGAUGGAUGCGGGGCGAUACAGAGUUUCCAUCAGCUAGGGAGGCGCAUCCCUUCGCGUAUAUGCCCUUUGGAUUUGGCCCUCGUACAUGCGCCGGCCGACGAUUUGCCGAGAUGGAACUUGAGACAUUGCUCUUGACAGUCAUACGAAAUUUCCGGAUCGAAUGGCAUCACGGACCGCUGAAGUACGAAAGCCGAUAUAUAAACACGCUCGCGUCGCCGAUGCGAUUCAAGCUCAUCGAUUUGUAAAUCGUCUCAAAUCUCCUACGCUCGAUUCACGCUUCGUGCUUCUCCGUCAAAAUCGUCGUCCUUCAUUGCGCGACGUUGCGCCAUUUUUUUUUAAAUUAUAAACGCCAACAAAUAACGCUACAAUCAACGCUUGCGAGCACCUGAAAUCCAAAGAAGCCAACCGGGGUAAAGAAGACAUCGUAUAUAUGUAUAUAUCGACCGACUGUGUGAUUCUUACAAUUUUCAUCUACGCCCGAGAAGGAUAUUUCAUAGGAAAAUUUAACGUAGGCUAUUCUUUUUGGGAAGCUCAUGAUAAAACGAAUAUAAAUGCUCAUGUUUGGUACAAAAAUAUGAGAUAUAAAGUC
This is a messenger RNA of Camponotus floridanus (Florida carpenter ant), 2345 nucleotides long. RefSeq names its product probable cytochrome P450 12b2, mitochondrial. The transcript is spliced from 9 exons. Gene Ontology annotation, molecular function: iron ion binding; monooxygenase activity; heme binding. NCBI's taxonomy places the organism in Eukaryota, Metazoa, Arthropoda, Insecta, Hymenoptera, Formicidae. The record is from RefSeq and is a predicted model, not a curated record. The coding region runs from base 412 to 2001 and encodes 529 amino acids.